Molecule: messenger RNA, 6379 nt
Organism: Daphnia pulex (common water flea)
Lineage: Eukaryota; Metazoa; Arthropoda; Branchiopoda; Diplostraca; Daphniidae
Gene: Pde8
Product: high affinity cAMP-specific and IBMX-insensitive 3',5'-cyclic phosphodiesterase 8A-like
Exons: 19
Coding region: 1976-4894 (972 amino acids)
Biological process (GO): signal transduction; positive regulation of ERK1 and ERK2 cascade
Molecular function (GO): 3',5'-cyclic-nucleotide phosphodiesterase activity
Source: RefSeq, a predicted model, not a curated record
GCGCCCACCUAUUCACGCCAGUCGCUCUCAAGUUUCGGUCACGUUAACACACGUGCACACCUUUCGGGUGUUGUGUCUUGGUUUGGCGUGAUCUUCGCUCCCACGUUGGGCUCGCAGGGCUCGUACGUGUAUGUUGCCGGUGGCCCCGCGUGCUGUUGAUGUGCUGUGCGUGUCUUUCGCGGGAAAGGGUUCAGCCCCUUGGAAAACUUUCGUUCAUUUCGCGUUUGAUUGUUUUGGCUUUUCAUUUUUCAUUUUUUCAUUUUUUACUCUCUGAUUUUGCCGGUUUCUUGGGGGUGUCGUUCAAAUAUUGAAAUUACAUCGAGGGGGACGACCUGACACUUAAGUUGACAGUUUCAAACGUUUCGCCGUGAUUGUCCCGCUCUACUGGAAAAGGAUCGAAACUUUGUCGGUUUUCUCUCUUGACACAAUAUUGACAGCAGGUGAGAACAAAAAAGGGGAGGAAGAAGUGAAAUUAGUAGCUGGGGCUGGUGAUUGCGGAGCGCAGAUAUUACUAGACAGCGUGUGUAUUAGGUGUCUGUGUGUUUCAAAUCAGUGGAUUUUGUGGCUUGAUAGAGCGUGAAUCACGUUCGCUCCUGCUGUUCUUGUGUCGAGCACGUGCUUCUCAUCGGUAAAAUCGCCGCCCGCAUUUCUAAAAGGCAGAGAGCGAAACCUCCUUCUCGUUCAUUUCGCCUGCUGAGCAUGUGCUCCAAUCCGUCGGACUGCCCUGCAUCACGACUCGAGAAACAGGUGUCUUGUGCUUGGCAGCAGCUGGAUUAUUCGAGCCCAAAAGAAAGGAACCAAAGAUGACUCUUCUUCUCCCUCCUGCUGGUUAUUCAAUUCGUUCAUCUGAUUCAUUUGCUUUGGACUCGACAUAAUGAUUGAUCUCGAGGACGACGCUGCCCGGCAUCAAUUGAUUGAAAUCUUCUUUUCCUUGGUGUCUCCACCUCUGCUGCACGCCCGUGAAUCAACGUGAAAGCAUCAGCCCCAGCGCGCAAACAUUUAUUGACUGAUUGGGCGACACACAAAGGCCGGUCCACACACUCCAUCGUCGUUAUGUAAAGGUAAACUUCAGCCAGCGACCCAGCAGCAAUUUAUUUCACUCUCACACAACAAAACACACGACCAGCCGUUUUCUUAUUUCUUCUAAAAAAAAAAAAAGAAUUUCGUGAUUUUAUUUUUCCCUCCGCCCUUGCUGCCCAGUGCGUGAGUGACAGUGUGUGUCUUGGUUUCUCUAUCGGGCUCGUCAAUCUCCCUUUGCCUUUUUGUCCUCCCCAGACGCGGGACGGACUGGACUGUGUCAAUAUAAACGACAGCACGACACAAUCGAAUCGUGUCCACUCGAGUGGAAGACGACGGACACAGCCAGAAAAAGAAACUGAAAAAGGAACCCCGGGGAAGUGAAGAAUUUUCCUCCGCUCGUUUGGGUUCGAAAGCGCGUGAAUUUACUACUCAAUGGUGGACAGGCGGACAUUUUUUUUUGUUCUCAUCUUAUUGCAAAGGGUCUGGCCAGCAGUCGAAGUGGAUCUAACCGGCGUGUGCAGUGCCUAAGAAUUUCCAACCGGGACUGCCAGCAGCACCUUUCCUCGUUCUUUUUGGGUUUUGCCAAUCGAGAAGAAACACGGACGCUUUUAAGGACAACGAUAUCACCAGCAAGCGGGAAUCUUUCGUUUCGUUCGGUUGACGUGGUCGACUUGGCGCGAUUCGUUUGAAAAAUCAACAGAAGAAAAAAAGAAGAAGAAGAGAGAGAGAGAAGGGAGGAUCGAGCGUGACGGGAGUGACAAGUCGAGGCAUCCAGCCGUCAAGUGUUUUUUUGUUUUGUGCGCGUACCUGCUGCUGUUGCUGUACUUUGGGGCGUGAAUUGGUGUGUACGACAGAGCAGUGUCAAGUGUGUCUCUGUGCGGUGGUGUUUUUCUCGUGUGUUCAAAAAGUGAAAGAGAAAUUAAGAAGAAGAAGAAGCACAGCAAAAGGAAUCAGAAUGGGCUGCGCUACGAGUCAACUGCCGCUGGGCGGUGGCAGCCACCGUCAGAGACGGCAUUCAUCCUCGGUCAAUUCAUCGCCGCCGAACAACGUGACCGCCAUGUUGCCGGACAACCAUCAUCACAACGACGAGAAGGGCAAUCGCAGCGUCUCCCUGGCGACUAAUAACGCGAUUUCUCAGCAGCAGCAGCAGCAGCAACAACAGGCCCUGCAUAUCGUCCGCAAUCCCAGCAACAGUGACAACAGGCCGUCGUCCGAAAAUUCAGUGACGACGGGCAAAUGUCGGAAAGGUACCAGCGGAGAGCAACACAAUACCAGUCCGACCCUGGAGAAUGGGGUUCGUUUGAGUAACGACGUCCGUUUCGGUGCCAUGCGAGCGCCGCCAGAACCACUCAAGAUGAUGUUGAUCUUCGAGAGAGAGGAUGCCCAGAGUGACGCUUGGGUGUGGGCCUGCCGGAAGUUGGCCAGUCGCAACGGCGGCUGCAUCGGCACGGACAUGAGCCACAGCAACAGCCGCAGCAGCCACAGUAGCGGCGGCAGUAGCAGUAUCAACAGCAGCGAUGUCAAUCACCAACACCUGCUCGUCCGCAAUCUUCAGCCGGAGCUUGUCCAACGUAAAAUCGCCGAAUUGGAACCCAAUUUGAUUGUUAUCGACCGUCGCUCUGCCAGCCGAACGCGUGACGUCGACGCCCUCUGCAGGUGGAUUCGCACACAACCAGGCGGCAAUUACCCCAUCAUAUUGGCCGUCGUCAAACGAAAUUUGCUGGAACGCGAGGAAUCUCCUGUGAGCAGCAUCUUACAAAUCGGAUACGAUCGGUGCUACCCGGAGAGCGGCAGCUUGGGAUCCUGCCUCAGCGAGUUGCUGAUGCUGGAAAACAGCGAACUGCAGUCCCGCCAGCGUUUGCGUCUGGCCGAAGCGUCGAUGACGGUGGCCGCCGUCACCAGAGUUGUUACUCCGUUCUCCGUAGAAUUGGUGACGGUGACGGACGGCCAUUUCAACAUCCGUUACAUCAACCCGGGCGUGGAGCGUUUGCUGGGCUUUGCGGCCGACGAGAUCGUCGGCAAAAAUAUGAUCGAGCUGUACCGAUGCGACGCCGGCAACAACCGCUACGACAUCAACGACGCGGCCCAGCACGUCCUGACCAACAAGACCAGAGAGUGGGAGGGCAGCUGCUUCGUCCGCCGGAGAACCGGAGACUCGGUGCCGCUCUACACGCGCAUGAUUGCCGUUCACUCCACCAAAGCCGAAAACGAGACUCCCGAUUACGUGCUGUUGCUGCAAGAACCACCGCCGUUAUUCAUUGACAAAUCGCUUUCAGGUGAUAUGGGAGCUUACGACUUUUACCCGAUGCCACGGAGCUCUCUCCACUCGGUCAGAAAAGCUUCUUACGACGUCCGAUCCGUCGGCAGCGACGGGGCCAUCAUAAGACGCCAGAGUCUGGCGAGGCUACACUCGAUGGCCAUCGAAGGACCCAUCACCAAAGUGAUCAACAUCAUCACGGCUGCUCAAGAGUCCAGUCCCAAUUACAUCUCACAGGCUCUGGACAAGGUACAUAGCAUCCCUCUAAAGAUGGUAUUGGACAUCUUGCGCUCCACAGAGUUGUUUGCACCUCACGUGGCCGAGGUGAAGGGACGAAAUGAAGAUCCCGUCACGACCGAUCUGGUCGGCGCCCUCCUGCUGGGACAGAAGCAGCCCGGCUACAUUCGACGGAGUUCCAACGAGACCUCCUUGAAAUCCUCCCACAGCCAACUGUAUUCGAGACCUUUGUUGCCGAGCUUGAACAACAUCAGCAUUCCGAUCCAGCUGAGAGAGAUGUUGGAAAAUGAUUCCCAGUGGGACUUUGAUGUCAUCCGUCUGGAGAAGCUCACCGGCAAGCGGCCGUUGGUGUGGCUCGGGAUGACAAUCAUGACUCGUUUCGAAGUGCCGAGAACGCUCAAUUGCGACGAAGCCACUCUGCAAAACUGGCUGACGGUGAUCGAGGCCAAUUACCACUCGUCAAAUACGUACCACAAUUCAACACACGCUGCUGACGUCCUCCAAUCGACGGCCUACUUCCUCCAGCGCAACCGCAUCAAGGCCCUUCUCGACCCUCUUGAUUUAACCGCCUGUCUCAUCGCUGCCGCCAUUCACGACGUCGAUCACCCGGGCAAAACAAGCGGUUUCCUCUGCAACUCUGGGAACGAGCUGGCCAUUUUGUACAACGACCUGAGCGUCCUCGAGUCACAUCAUGCGGCGUUGGCAUUUAAACUGACGUGCGCCGAUGACAGAGUCAACAUUUUCAAAGGAUUGGACCGAGAGAACUACAAAGUCAUUCGGCAGAGUAUCAUCGACAUGGUGCUGGCCACCGAGAUGACCAAACACUUUGAGCACCUCACCAAAUUCAUCAACAUCUUCGCCAAGCCGUUCCUCCGCCAAGACGAGGAACAGUACGAGCCACCCGAAAUCGAUUACACCAGUCUCAACACUCAGGAGAACAUCAUCCUAGUCAAGCGUAUGCUAAUCAAAUGCGCCGACGUCUCCAAUCCGACACGACCUCUCAACAUGUGCAUCGAGUGGGCGCGCCGCAUCGCCGAGGAAUACUUUAACCAGACGGCCGAGGAGAAAGCGAAAGGACUGCCGGUCGUGAUGCCCCAGUUCGACCGUCAGACGUGCUCUAUCCCGAAAUCGCAAAUUGGAUUCACCGACUACUUUGUCAGCGACAUGUUCGACGCCUGGGACGCUUACGCCGAGGUGCCCGAACUGCUGCAACACAUGAAGCGGAACUAUCAAUUCUGGAAGGAGCAGGAGAUCAUGGGCGUCACAGGCCUACCGCCCGAGCACAUCAUUCCGCUGACGCCCACCGAGCUGGUGCGCAAGAUUGAAUUCGAGGCGCUGGCCGAGUGCAAGGAAACUGUCGAACCUGCCGAAGACAAAUAGAUCACCACGGCACCAAAUUUCACAUAUAAAUUAUCAUUCAGGGAAGAAAGAAAAAGAAGGAAAAAAAGUGAAAGGAAAGAAAUAACCUGCCCGCCCGCCAUCUUCCCUUUUUCUAUUUUUUUUUAAAUAAUAAUAACCACCGACGCCGUCAUUUCUCGUGAUCGAUUCGUCCGCGCCGUGCAGCGGACAAUCGGGUCACCGUUUCCACUUUUCUCGUUUUUUUUUUUUUUUAAUUCUCUUCGACCGGAUUCUGAUUUGAUUUUGUUGGGUUUGCAUUGUUGGUGGCUUCUUCCUUUUCCCCCUCACCGUUGCAACAACAACAACGGGCACCGGAACAUCCGCCGCCGGAAAGAAUAGGAGGAUUCCGGACGGACUGAUCAACCUUGCAACGGGAAAGCCAAGGAACGUGAAAGUGACACGCGCUUUCAAUAGAAGGAAGCGGAGCCCAAAACUGACGUCAGAAUUAGAAACACGCCAACACCAGCGGACACUGAUGAAGCUAGGCGAAUCAAGGAAAUGAAACACCGUCGCUUCUCUCUCUAUACUCUUUCCUUCUUCUCCUUUCGUUUGACGGAUGACUCCAUGUAUUAUUAUCACCCACUCUGAUCUUCCCCUAUAUGCUGCUGCCGAAUGCCUAGCCCCCCCCCCCAUUCGAUAUAUAUCGUGCGUCACAAGAAAAGAGAGAGAAAGAGAGGGAAUACUAAAAAGGACUAUUAUUAUUACUUACUCGUCUGUUUAACAUGAUGUACUGAUGAAGAUGAUGAAUCAAAUUUUCUAUUUUUGUGACCAUUUUGUCGCGUCGUGUUUCCUCCCAGAAACGUUCAACCCUAUUUCAUCCAUUGCAAUUCCAAAAUAAAAUUCAAUUUAAAAAGUAAAAAUGGGGAAAAAAAUGAUCCAAUGAACAUGCGAAAAAGUUGUCGAUGUAGAAUGUCCCCACUCUAGCAAACCCACCCAGCCUCUUCUUGAAUUUCCGCACCUCUCAUCAGCUGCUGCUGUUACUCUUGGCAACACAUCCGGCGUCGUUGUCAAGACAACCACCACCCCCCUAGAUAUCCAAAUAAAAAAAACAAAAACAAAACAAGUAUGAAUGCGAUGUCCAUCUAUAAUAUGUACCAGUAUACCUAAAUGCUAUAGGCCUACGUGAAAAAAAUCAUUCGUUCGAGAUUGCCAAAAUGUAUACAAACCGAUCUUUUCUCUCUGCCUGUCUCUCCAAACAAAAAUCUUAUAUAUACAUAAAUAUAUAAAUAUAUAUAUUUAGUUAUCAAUCAUUAUCAUGAUAUAUUCAAAAUGACUAUUAUUACAGGAAAAUAUUCGAAAGUGUCGUGCAUAUAAUUUCGUGUCCCCCUAUCGUGUAGUAAAUACACGGGCAGAGAAAAGAAGAGAAAACAACAACACCGACACACACAAAAAUGAAAGACAAAAUACCCAAAUACGCUUAUUCGCCUUGAUGUUUUUUUCCCUCCUCCAUGCCCAUCAGUCCCCCCC